Plasmodium adleri (nom. inval.) is the source of this 552-nucleotide messenger RNA. Its product is annotated as MSF1-like protein, putative. The coding region runs from base 1 to 552 and encodes 183 amino acids. The transcript has 5 exons. NCBI's taxonomy places the organism in Eukaryota, Apicomplexa, Aconoidasida, Haemosporida, Plasmodiidae. Gene Ontology annotation, biological process: phospholipid transport. The record is from RefSeq and is a predicted model, not a curated record. Gene Ontology annotation, cellular component: mitochondrial intermembrane space. Gene Ontology annotation, molecular function: phosphatidic acid transfer activity.
AUGAAACUUUUUCAACAAGAAUAUAAAUAUCAAUAUGACUGGGGUACCGUUACGUCGGCUUUUUGGUUAAAAUAUCCCAAUAAUAUUCAAAAGCACAUACAAAAUAUCGAUGUUAUAGAUAGACAUAUAGAUACAAAAGAAAAGGUUUUAAAAAUGAAAAGAAUUAUACAUUUAAAAUAUUACGUACCAGGCUUAUUAAAGAAAUUAUUUAAUGUGGAUGGCACAGGACUAGCCAUUGAAGAAAUACUCAUAAACUUAGAAAAAAAAAACUUAACAAUAAAUACUGUUAAUUAUACUCUCAAUCCAUUUGUUAAUAUAACAGAAAAAUGUGAAUAUUUUCAAAAAGAAAAUGAUCAAAAUAACACACAUUAUAAACAAAGCACCACCUUAAAUAUCAAUGGCUUCGGUUAUAUGAAGAGUCUAAUAGAAAAUACAAUAAUUAAUACAAUACGUGAAAAAAGUAAGCAAGGAAUAUCCAUCAUGAACGAUACUAUAAAAAGAACAGUGAAUGACAACAUUUAUAUAAACAAUUUGGAUAAAGAAAAAAAAUAA